Messenger RNA from Apodemus sylvaticus (European woodmouse), 4225 nucleotides. RefSeq names its product translocase of outer mitochondrial membrane 70 (gene Tomm70). The coding region runs from base 172 to 2007 and encodes 611 amino acids. Gene Ontology annotation, molecular function: protein binding. The transcript has 12 exons. Lineage: Eukaryota; Metazoa; Chordata; Mammalia; Rodentia; Muridae. The record is from RefSeq and is a predicted model, not a curated record.
CCCAGCAUGCCCCGGGCUUCCGGUGACCUCUGGCCCUUUUCUGUCGUCCGCUCCUGCUGCUUAGCGUGCUCGCUCGCGCGUUGCUUUCCUCCACGCUCCCGGCUUCCUCCCCACGCUGCCCGGUGACCGUGGCGCCCGCGACCGGCGCGGCGGCGGCGGAGGACAGUCGUCAUGGCCGCCUCUAAGCCCAUAGAGGCGGCGAUGGCGGCGGCUGCUGCGCCCGGUUCUGGAAAUGGAGUGGGCGGUGGCGGUGGGACUGCGGGCCCCGGCUCGGGCGCGGGGACCCUGCCGCGAUGGCACGUGGCGCUGGCCAUCGGGGCGCCCCUGUUGCUGGGUGCUGGGGCCAUGUACCUGUGGAGCCGAAGGCGGAGGCGCCGGGAAGCGGGGGGCCGGGGCGACGCCAGCGGCCUGAAGCGCAACAGUGAACGAAAGACCCCAGAGGGCAGGGCCAGUCCGGCCCUGGGCAGUGGCCACCCCGACGGUUCGGGUGACUCCCUGGAAAUGAGCUCUCUGGAUAGAGCACAAGCAGCCAAAAACAAAGGCAACAAAUAUUUCAAAGCAGGAAAAUACGAGCAAGCUAUUCAGUGCUACACCGAGGCUAUUAGUUUGUGCCCUACUGAGAAGAAUGUGGACCUUUCUACAUUUUAUCAGAACAGAGCUGCUGCCUUUGAACAGUUGCAAAAAUGGAAAGAAGUGGCACAAGAUUGUACAAAGGCUGUUGAACUUAAUCCCAAAUAUGUGAAAGCUCUCUUUAGACGUGCAAAAGCCCAUGAGAAGCUAGACAAUAAGAAGGAGUGUCUAGAAGAUGUCACUGCUGUGUGUAUAUUAGAAGGGUUUCAAAAUGAGCAGAGCAUGCUGUUAGCUGAUAAAGUUCUUAAACUUCUUGGGAAAGAAAAUGCCAAAGAAAAAUACAAGAACCGUGAACCUCUGAUGCCAUCUCCACAGUUUAUUAAAUCUUACUUCAGUUCUUUCACCGAUGAUAUAAUUUCUCAACCAAUGCUUAAAGGAGAGAAGUCUGACGAAGAUAAAGACAAGGAAGGAGAAGCUUUAGAAGUAAAAGAAAACUCUGGAUAUUUAAAAGCCAAACAAUACAUGGAAGAAGAAAACUAUGACAAAAUCAUAAGUGAAUGUUCGAAGGAAAUAGAUGCUCAAGGCAAGUACAUGGCCGAAGCUUUACUACUGCGAGCCACCUUCUACUUGCUCAUUGGCAGCGCCAACUCCGCCAAGCCGGACUUAGACAAGGUCAUCAGUUUGAAGGAUGCGAAUGUGAAGCUUCGAGCAAAUGCCCUUAUCAAAAGAGGCACCAUGUGCAUGCAGCAGCAGCAGCCUAUGCUGUCUACUCAGGACUUCAACAUGGCUGCUGAGAUUGAUCCUAUGAACUCAGACGUUUAUCACCACCGAGGACAGCUGAAAAUUCUGCUGGAUCUAGUUGAAGAAGCAGUGGCGGAUUUUGAUGCCUGUAUCAGAUUAAGACCAAAGUUUGCUCUGGCUCAGGCUCAGAAGUGCUUUGCAUUGUAUCGCCAGGCAUAUACAGCAAACAAUUCUUCACAAGUCCAGGCAGCUAUGAAAGGUUUUGAAGAAGUCAUAAAGAAAUUUCCAAGGUGUGCUGAAGGCUAUGCACUUUAUGCCCAGGCAUUAACAGAUCAACAACAGUUUGGUAAAGCUGAUGAAAUGUAUGAUAAAUGUAUUGAUUUGGAACCAGAUAAUGCUACAACUUAUGUUCAUAAAGGUUUACUUCAACUUCAGUGGAAGCAAGAUUUGGAUAAAGGUUUGGAGCUUAUCAGCAAGGCUAUUGAAAUUGACAACAAAUGUGACUUUGCAUAUGAGACCAUGGGGACUAUUGAAGUGCAGAGAGGAAACUUGGAGAAAGCCAUUGACAUGUUCAACAAAGCUAUCAAUCUGGCCAAGUCGGAGAUGGAGAUGGCUCAUCUGUAUUCACUCUGUGAUGCUGCCCAUGCCCAGACAGAAGUAGCAAAGAAAUACGGAUUAAAACCGCCGACAUUAUAAAUACCAGGGGAACAGACUGACUCCUUUACAAGAAGUUUACCCCUCUUCAACUGAACCCUGAAGACACUGUCAUGAAUUGUUGAACGGUGGAACUUAGUAGUCCCUUUGUGAUGUUGUCAUUCGUUACAUCUGUCUCAUGUUUAGGUGUAGUGGGCGUGGCUGUUGAAGGAAGUUUGCAGUCUUUCAGCUUUAUUCCCUGUGCAACAAAAGCUUAGAGCCUGUUAAAGGGAUAUUAAGACAAAGUUGUAGAAUACAAACACAAUUGGCCAUGCAAAUAAAAACUUUGAUUUGUUGAUUUGUUUUUUUUUUUUUUUAAUAUUGGGGUGGGGAUUAUGUUCUGAAUGAUUUUGUUUUUAUAGCUGUUUGUAUAAUAUGUGAGUGUUUUAUAGUAUGUUAGUCUUUAACAUAGUAAGUGCUGUAAAAUAUACUUUUGUAUUCAAUUAAUCCUUUUUAAUUUUUUUUGAAGGAUGAAAAGCUUCAAUAUGGAUAUCAGUAAAAUUGAAAGACUUUAUUGUCAGCAUGCACAGUGCCUCUGAUUCUGUAGAACUUUAGUAAAUUAUGCAGAAGCAAAUAUUCUGAUUGAUACUUGUACAGGAAGACUUAAUGAGGGACUGAACGAGGAAGGUAAGAUGAACGAGACAUGUAUAUACUUGCCCGUGCCUAUUCCAUAGUAGGUACUAUUUAAUAGUCUGCUUCUUAACGGAAGUGGGUGUAUGUGAACAGCCCACGUACAGAUGGAGUAUAUGUGAGGAUACAUAGGAAUAUUUAAUUAGCUUAAAUUUUCUAGUGUCAGAAAUUUGGUAACGGUUCAAAAGGAUGUCAGUCCUGGAGCCAGGGCAUACUUUUUUGAAGUGGAAACUUUAGUGAUGUAGCUGUGGCUGUAAAGUUAAGAGAUUUGAGCCAGUAUUUCCAGAGAUGUCUGAAACAGAGUACUUUUGUAUUGAGGUGACCUUAACCUCUAAGGACUGAUGGUCUACGUCACAUCUCCAGGGAUACUGACAGCUGACUUUACUUUGUUCUGUUCAUUUUUAUUUGUACCUCAUCUCUUUUGAAUCUCUAAGCUAUUUCUAUUUAUCACUUUCACAGACUAUCUCUUUUACUUAUUUAUAUGCUGGAUUUUUCUGGUUGGGGAAGGAUGUGUUCUUACUGAGUCUGUUUCCAAAAUCCAGGACAGGUUGAGGUUUAUUUAAGAGGAAUGACUUUUAAAAAAAAAAAAAAGCAAACCUGUUAAGACUUACGGACAUAAAGUCUAAUUAUAGUUUACAUUGUUGAGAGUAAAGGAGCAUUUUACACUCUUAUUUAAAAGGGUGCUUUAUCCCACUGAAACCAAAAUGAUUUUGUCUACAAAUGCUGUCUUUUUAGGAAAUAUUAGAAGUGACUCCUUUUAAAGUCAGUUUUUGGACGAUGCUGGUAAGCUUGUGGCUGAUUUCAAUAGGAGCAGUUAACGUAAUUUAAGGUGACUGGGAUAAUGGAAAGUCGGAGAGCUCUUCAUUUUGUUGUGAAAUAAUUCUCCAAUGAUGAUAACCCUAAAUACAGAAAUGUCCUACAUCUCUGAAUGUGACCUCUUCGCUUAAAAGUUUUUUAUUUGCAUGGCUGUAUUUACAUUACUAGGGACAUCUCUACUCUGCUCCCUUAUUUCUUGGGGUUGGGUAGAAAACACUGAAGCAUGUGCCAUUCAAUAUGUCAUUCCAGAUUCUCGAAAACGUUUUUGCUUGUUGUGAACAUGUUUGAAACUGCACUGAAAGCUGCAUCUGUCUGUAUCUUUACUUUUGUAAAUGGCUUCACAUGUAAAUUCACAAAAUAAAUACUACAUUCAAGCUUUUCUAUCCAUUUUUGAAACAGAAAGAUAGGAAAUUUGUUGUUUUUUUAACUGAAACCCUUUAGUCAGUUUCUUGUUGAUUCAAAGGUAUAUACAAGUUUUUAUUGGUGUGGUCAUGAAGUUUCCUGUGAAUAUUCAUGCCUCUUAAGUGAAACAAAGCUCUAUGAAGAGCAGUAGCGAGGGUUCCCUCUUUAUGUGUGUCUUAGACUUGUACAGCGGCUUAGAAAGCCAUCCUUCAGAUGUCAUCAUGGGUCCGGGCUCUUCCUGCUCAUUUCACAAGGGAGUUUAGUCAUAGUCUCAACCCUGGAGAGAACCUGAGAACCUAAGUAAGCUAAAGCUGUAAACAGCAGAGGGCAACUUCAAAGGGGAGUAAGUAAAAAAAAAAAAAAAAAAAAAAAA